AUGGGCUUGAUUCCGUUCCAGUUCAAAACCCCGCCGAAAUAUGUCCUAGCAUGCAUUCUAUGCUCAGCUAGUGGUACCCUCUUCGGUAUGGAUACGGGUAUUAUCGGCCCCGUUACCGACAUGAAAGACUUCAAGGUCUCAUUCGGUAGUCAAAACUCCACGAUCCACGGCCUCAUCGUCUCAUGUAUCCUGAUUCCAGCAGCCCUCUCUUCUUUCUUCGCUGGCUAUGUUGCCGAUCGGCUUGGUCGCCCAAAGGGCAUCUCCAUCGGAGUUUUCAUCUUCGGCGUUGGAGCCGCAAUAGAAGCUGGAGCCGUCGCUCUAUCCAUGUUCAUUGUUGGCCGCAUCGUGGAAGGCCUUGGAGAAGGACUCUUCCUCGGAAAUCUUGUCGUUCUGAUUUGUGAAAUCUCGCCCACGAGCACUAGAGGCGCCCUGACAACUGGUCCGCAACUGGCUACUACCGUUGGUCUGGUCAUGGGGUACUUUAUCAGUUAUGGAACUUCAGGUCUUCACUCCUCGCUCUCAUGGCGUAUGCCGUUUAUCCUGCUUGCCGCCUUCUCCAUGAUCCUGUGUGGUCUCUCACUCCUUUAUCUACCCGAGUCGCCUCAGUGGCUAGGUCUCCAUGGUCGCUAUGAGAUGGCUGAAGCGGCGUGGGAUAAGCUGGGUGUCGGCCGUGCAGAGCGUGAAAAGGUUGUGCUGCAAGUGCGGGCACAAGAGCUUGACUCUGGUGAGCAGGUCAAAGAUGGAACCAUGGAUAAGCUUCUUGCUAUUUUCUCCAAAGAUGUGUUGGGCCGGACCAUCCUGGCAGUCUUUUUGAUGGGCAUGCAACAGAUGAGUGGUAUUGACGGUGUCCUUUAUUAUGCUCCACAGCUAUUCCAAAAGGCUGGCCUUGCCUCCUCGGAAGCAAGCUUUCUCGCCUCUGGUGUAUCAGCGCUGGUGAUUUUUGCUGUCACCAUACCGGGUUUGAUCUACGCCGAUAAAUGGGGUCGUCGAGCCAGCAUUAUAUAUGGUGGUGUUGUAAUGGGGGUCUUGAUGUUUUUGAUGGGAGGUCUAUAUGCUGGAAAUGCUGUCCAUCAGACAACUGGCCCCGGUCGCUGGGUCGUGAUUGUCUGUAUCUAUCUUUUCUCCGCUCUGUACUCUGUUACCUGGGGUAUCUCUGUCAAAGUCUAUGCCGCCGAGAUUCAGCCCCAGAGAACACGAGCGUCGGCUACCACAUUGGCUCAUUCAAGCAACUGGGUCUGCAACUUCUUGGUGGCUUUGACAACACCUGUUCUUCUUGCGAAAAGUAGCUUCGGUGCGUACUUUUUGUUCGGUGGAUGCUGUGUUAUCACGGUCGCUGUUGGAAUCAUCUUCAUGCAUGAGACUCAAGGUCGGACCUUUGGGGAGAUUGACGAAGCCUUCAAGAGGAAGUCUCCAGGAUCGCGGAACCAUUUUCGCCGUGGUAUGAGCGAAGCAUAA
Messenger RNA from Penicillium coprophilum, 1455 nucleotides. Its product is annotated as putative MFS sugar transporter. The coding region runs from base 1 to 1455 and encodes 484 amino acids. Gene Ontology annotation, biological process: carbohydrate transport; transmembrane transport. NCBI's taxonomy places the organism in Eukaryota, Fungi, Ascomycota, Eurotiomycetes, Eurotiales, Aspergillaceae. Gene Ontology annotation, molecular function: carbohydrate:proton symporter activity. The transcript has 2 exons. The record is from RefSeq and is a predicted model, not a curated record. Gene Ontology annotation, cellular component: membrane.